Molecule: messenger RNA, 1632 nt
Organism: Aspergillus melleus
Lineage: Eukaryota; Fungi; Ascomycota; Eurotiomycetes; Eurotiales; Aspergillaceae
Product: MFS transporter
Exons: 5
Coding region: 1-1461 (486 amino acids)
Biological process (GO): transmembrane transport
Molecular function (GO): transmembrane transporter activity
Source: RefSeq, a predicted model, not a curated record
AUGGACGAAGAAAAGCAGAGCAGCCUGACUACCGAAACGACAAACAAUGACGAUGAAAAAACCGUUGUGAACUGGAAGGGGGACGCUGAUCCGGGCCAUCCCCAUAACUGGUCAAAGUCUCGCAAAUGGUUCAUCAUUGGACUCACGUCACUGACAUGCUUCAAUGGCGCGAUUGUGUCCACUAUAUUUGCCCCGGGGGUUCCCGACGUCCUCGAAGAAUUUGAUGUUUCCAGCGGCUCCAUUGAAUCGUUCAUGGUGACGGUCUACCUGAUUGGCUCAGUAAUAGGGCCGUUGAUAUUGCCUCCUAUUAGCGAAUGUUAUGGGCGGUUGUUGAUCACUCAUGUGUCCAAUGUCGGCUUUUUGUUCUCAUCUAUCCUAUGCGCUGCGGCAGUCAACAUGCCGAUGCUUAUCGUUGCACGGUUCCUGAUGGGAAUUGCGGCCUCAGUGCCCAGCACCGUCGGAGGUGGUAUCAUUGCCGAUUUAAUGGUCGUCGAGGAGCGUGGAACGGCUCUGACUGCUUGGACUAUUGGAAAUUCACUGAGCCAGGUUUUAGGGCCUAUAUUUGGAGGAUACAUAGUUUACGGUGCUGGUUGGCGAUGGACAACAUGGGUGGUUGUCAUCAUCGGAGGUCUAGUCAUGAUUCUGGCUUUCUUGUUUCAGCGAGAAUCACAUGCACCCACUCUUCUCCGACAUGAAGCAGCAAGGCUCGAGAGAAUCACUGGCGUCAUGCAUCGAGCGAGCACAGACGAUGGCCAACCUGCAAGCGUGAAGAUCAAACGUGCUAUCACAAGGCCACUCCGGAUGAUGGUACAGGCACCGAUCGUGACCAUCGCUUCGGGCUACAAUUCCGUAUCCUACACUUACAUGUACAUCUGCAUUACAAGUUUCACGCGGGUGUUCGAAUCCACAUACGGGUUCGACGCCAGCAACGCCGGACUAGCGUACGUCGGACUCGGGGUUGGAUCGUGUCUCGCACAGUUGACAAUCGCAUCCCUGUCGGACCGAUACAUCCAACUACGCAAGUCCCUCAGUAAGUCCGUCAAGCCCGAGCACCGUCUCUUUACGCUCGUGGCGGGUGUUAUCGUUCUUCCGAUCGGGCUGUUCUGGUACGGCUGGACUGCCCAUUAUAAAGUGCACUGGAUCGCUCCCAUUAUCGGAACCAGCUUCGUCGGCUUUGGAAUUAUGUGCGUCCAGCUCAGUGUGCAGCUGUAUUUGGUCGACGGCUUCAGCUACUACGCGGCUAGCGCCGUGGCGGCCAACCUUGCCAUCAAAAGUACCUUUGGGACGGUGAUACCGUUGGCUGGAGCGCCGCUGUAUGAUACCCUGGGUCUAGGCUGGGGCAACAGCCUUCUGGGGUUCAUCGCAGUUGGGUUGAUACCGGCUUCUUUGUUAUUGAUGAGAUAUGGCGAUGGAAUUCGAGUGCGCGGCAAGUUCUCUGGAGAUUCCGGCGACGAUACUUAAAACUGCGGUCCGGUCCUCUAAACUCCAUACACAACCUGGUGUGUGCUGGGUAAGCCGUAAGCUGGAGAAAGUUCCUUGUCAUCUUAAGGUUUGUAUGACGUAGGUAUUCGAAUGAAUCCAGUACCCAUAAAGAACAAGAAUACAUAUUCCAUGUGCACAAAUGAUUUACAG